This is a messenger RNA of Racocetra persica, 235 nucleotides long. Lineage: Eukaryota; Fungi; Glomeromycota; Glomeromycetes; Diversisporales; Gigasporaceae. The record is from the annotation of a GenBank genome assembly.
AAGAACCUGAAAUAACAAAUCCAUAUAAUUUAUCAAAGGAUUUUAAAACAUCAGACUAUUGGUUAUCUGCAUUUUUAAAAAGAUAUAAAUUAUCUUGGAGACGGCGUACAAAAAUUUCCCAAAAACUUCCUAAACAAACUCAAGAAUCGUUAAAUAAAUUUUAUAACUUGGUUACUGAACUUAAAAAUAAGAAUCAUAUGAGCUUUGCAAUAUACUUAACAUGGACAAAACUCCU